Messenger RNA from Schizophyllum commune H4-8, 618 nucleotides. RefSeq lists its product as uncharacterized. The annotation marks the transcript as partial. Lineage: Eukaryota; Fungi; Basidiomycota; Agaricomycetes; Agaricales; Schizophyllaceae. The record is from RefSeq and is a predicted model, not a curated record. The transcript has 2 exons.
UUUAGGGCGCGGGAGGCUCGCCUAGGGCGUGCUACGCGUCCUAGGAAGCGUCUCAGUGGCUUUUCAGGCCGCUAUACCCUCACUUGCGUGCCCGGCGCGUGCAGAAUCGCCUUCGUGGCGGUAUUGCGCGCCGCUGGUGAUGCCUAUCGCGCUACUGAGCCUCACGCUCAGUGUGCCUCAUCUGAGCGCGGCCGCGAACGGCUAGGCCGACCGCGCGGGACUGCUGUCAGCAGCGGGGUUCGCCCCCUUGACGCGCUAGCCCGCUGCGCAGUGCGCCCUCCUUUAACGGAGAGGGCCCGCUGGGUCCCCCAUCACCCCCUCCUUUUGCAUCUGCGCUUCGCGAAGGCGCAGGAACAGCGCAAAUGCCCAGCCCUCCCUCCCCUCUCCCCCUCGCCUGCUACGUGCCGCCGCGGACGCGUCAAUCGACGCGAAUGGGCGCCCGUAGCUCGGGGGCCUCCCCCUUACCCUCCCCCAUCAUCCCGACGCGCUUCCGCACUGUACACGAGCAGCAGGAGCACGUCGAUUGCAGGCAAAAAUUUUCGCCCGCGCUUUUUUCGCGUUUUUUCUCGUUUUUCCCCUCCCUCCCCUUCUUCUCAUACAUAUACAUACAUAAUAUAG